This is a messenger RNA of Rhineura floridana, 2520 nucleotides long. It is a transcript of the gene TAS1R3, whose product is annotated as taste 1 receptor member 3. The transcript has 6 exons. Gene Ontology annotation, molecular function: sweet taste receptor activity; G protein-coupled receptor activity. NCBI's taxonomy places the organism in Eukaryota, Metazoa, Chordata, Lepidosauria, Squamata, Rhineuridae. The record is from RefSeq and is a predicted model, not a curated record. Gene Ontology annotation, cellular component: membrane. Gene Ontology annotation, biological process: sensory perception of umami taste; G protein-coupled receptor signaling pathway; sensory perception of sweet taste. The coding region runs from base 1 to 2520 and encodes 839 amino acids.
AUGUCUGCUUUCCUUCUGCUCAGCGUAAGUCUGGACUGGGCCUUGGCCCAGGACAAUCACUGCAUGUCUUCCCAGUUCAGAAAACCUGGAGACUAUAUCCUGGGAGGCUUGUUCCCUUUCACAGUACUCACUACCAACGAGACGGACCGGACCCUGCCUGAUGUUUACAAAUGUGAGAGGCUUUAUGCUGCCGGCCUCGUCUGGGCUCUCGGGAUGAAGUUUGCCAUCGAGGAGAUCAACAACUCCACAGUGCUGCUGCCAGGAAUCACACUCGGCUAUGACAUCUACGACAGCUGCAUGGAACCGGUGGUUGCCCUCCAGCCCAGCCUACUGUUCCUGUCCAGAGCAGGCACAAACAGCAUUGGGGUCCUUUGCAACUACACAGACUACCAGACCCGAGUGAUGGCUGUCAUCGGGCCUCACAACUCAAAGCUCUCCAUAGUGACAGCUAAGCUGUUCAGCUUCUUUCUGAUCCCACAGGUCAGCUAUGGGGCCACCACAGAGAAGCUGAACGAUGAGGAGCAGUAUCCCUCAUUCUUCCGAACCGUGCCCAGCGACAUGAGCCAACUGGAAGCCAUGAUCCAACUCCUGAAGGUUUACAAAUGGAAUUGGAUCGCGGUCGUUGGCAGCGAUGAUGAGUAUGGCCGCGAAGGCCUCAACCUUCUGUCUUCUAUGGUGGCCAAUGAGGAGAUCUGCAUCGCCUUCGAGGGGCUGAUCCCGGCAGAUGUGUCAAACCCGAACCUCCAAAAGAUGAUGACGCAGACGAUCCGGUCGAUCAACGAAACGAACGUCAACGUCGUCAUCCUCUUCGCCAAUGACCGACCCGUCCGGGCAUUCUUCAAACUGUGCUUCGAGCUAGGGCUGAACCAGAAGGUGUGGCUAGCCACCGAAGCCUGGGUGAUGUCUGACGUGGUCACCUCCCUGAGAAACAUCCAAUCCAUCGGGACGGUCAUUGGCUUCGUCAUCAAGGGAGGGAAAGUCCCUGGCUUUGAGGAGUACAUCUACAGGCUGUUAGAGCUGACCCAACAGGACGGCUUCUGCACCGCUUCCCAGGAGGAAGGAGACAAGAUGGGCGCUGACGUCCUGGGCCAGCAGUGCCUGCAAUGCAACAGCAUUUCCCACCAGAACAUCACCACCGUGCUGGAGCACCGGCAGACCUUUGCCGUCUACACCGCAGUGUACUGCGUGGCUCAUGCGCUCCAUGACUUCUUACGCUGCAGGAGAGGGUUCCGCUGUCAGAAGAGCAGCAUCAAAUCUUGGCAGCUGCUGGACAAACUGAAGGCCAUCAAUUUCAGCCUCUCCAAUCAGACGUUCCAAUUCGACCAACACCGCAGCAUGAACAGGGGCUACGAGGUCAUCACCUGGAGCUGGCAGGAGAGCAGCGUCCGACUCACCAGUCUCGGAGACUUCAAAGUGAAGUUGAACAUCAAUACGUCCUUGGUCCAGUUUCACACAGAGGAUCGAAAGGCACCCCGCUCUGAGUGCCUUACUACAUGUCAGCCCGGGCAGAUCCGUCGGAUGAAGGGGUUCCACCUCUGCUGUUAUGACUGCAUUGAUUGUGAGAGGGGCACUUUCAGCAGCUCUCUAGAGGACACGUCCUGCACCCCAUGCCCCAAGGAGCAGUGGUCCCCUGAGCGCAGUGUGCAGUGUUACGACCGCAGUGAAAAAUACUUCUUCUUUUCCGAACCUCUGGCUGUCGUCUUGCUGCUUGUGCGGAUUUUUGCCUUUACCCUCAUCUGCCUCUCGGGGGCGCUGUUCCUGAAGCACCUGCACACACCUAUGGUGCAGGCCACCGGAGGAGCCAUGUGCCUCUUGGGACUCUUCUGCCUCGCCCUGAUUUGCGCCGGCUCCAGCUUCUUCGUCGGAAAGCCCAGCCUAACCUUCUGUCUGAUGCAGCAUCCCUCCUACGCCCUCUGCCUCAACCCUUGCUUCUCCACCAUCAUGGUCAAGGCCCUCCAGAUCAUGCUGGUGAACGACUUCCCCAACAGCCGGCGGACCUUCCUGCACACCCUCAUCCAGAGGAGGCCCUGGGCCAUUGUGGCGUUGUGCUUCCUGGUCGAAAGCGGGCUCUGCUUCGGGUACAUGUACGGCAACCCACCCAUCCUGCACAAGAACUACGAGCUCUUGCCCACCAAGAUCCUCAUCCAAUGCAAAAUCCAGUCUUGGGUCACCUUUGCCGUGAUCCACGGGUACAACUGUCUCUUGGCGGUCACAUCUUUCCUCUGCACGUUCAUGGUGCAGACGUCCCCCAAAAACUACAAUGUCGCCCGGGGCAUCACCUUUGCCAUGCUCACUUACUUCAUUGCCCUGAUCUUCUUCAUCCCCACCUACGCCACUGUGCGGCAAGAGUACCAGCCAGCCGUCCAGAUGGCCACCAUGUCGCUGUGCACAGUAGGGCUGCUUGGGGCUUACUACCUCCCCAAGUGCUACAUCCUCCUGUUCAAGCCAGAGUGGAACACAGCGGACUAUUUCCAAGAUUACACCAAAGAGAGGCUGCAGGAAAAAGAAUCCCAAGAUUAG